AUGUCGGGGGGUCCCGAGGGCACCGCCACGCCCCAGCUCAGCGACGUGACACUGACCCCCCCGUGCCCCCAGGUGCUGUCGCUGGGCGCCGACGUGCUCCCCGAGUACAAGCUGCAGGCGCCGCGCAUCCACCGCUGGACCAUCCUGCACUACAGCCCCUUCAAGGCCGUGUGGGACUGGCUGAUCCUGCUGCUCGUCAUCUACACGGCCAUCUUCACGCCCUACUCGGCCGCCUUCCUGCUCAGCGACUCCGAGGAGGCCCAGCGGCACCACUGCGGCUACUCCUGCAGCCCCCUCAACGUGGUGGACCUCAUCGUGGACAUCAUGUUCAUCAUCGACAUCCUCAUCAACUUCCGCACCACCUACGUCAACUCCAACGAGGAGGUGGUCAGCCACCCCGCCAAGAUCGCCAUCCACUACUUCAAGGGCUGGUUCCUCAUCGACAUGGUGGCCGCCAUCCCCUUCGACCUGCUCAUCUUCGGCUCCGGCUCCGAGGAGGUGACGGACGCCACCUUUGCCCUGCGGGGCACCUGA
This is a messenger RNA of Manacus vitellinus (golden-collared manakin), 534 nucleotides long. RefSeq names its product potassium voltage-gated channel subfamily H member 6-like. The transcript has 3 exons. Gene Ontology annotation, molecular function: inward rectifier potassium channel activity. The coding region runs from base 1 to 534 and encodes 177 amino acids. Gene Ontology annotation, biological process: membrane repolarization during action potential; potassium ion transmembrane transport; regulation of ventricular cardiac muscle cell membrane repolarization. The record is from RefSeq and is a predicted model, not a curated record. Lineage: Eukaryota; Metazoa; Chordata; Aves; Passeriformes; Pipridae. Gene Ontology annotation, cellular component: membrane.